AUGUCUUAUCGGUAACACAUAGUGUAAAGCACAAAAGUAGCUUUUUUUUUUUUUCUCGUUCCGAUAUAACAUAAGCUGACAUGAUGCGCUCUUAUUGGCCGAAUGUAUCUGCGAUGGUGGUAUUGAAAAUAAAUCUUGGGAUUUCAAGAAGUGUUACAGUUUACUUCUAACCCAAGAUGGCAAAAAGGUAUGCAGUUGUGACUGGUGCAAAUAAGGGAAUUGGAUUGGAGAUAGUUAGACAGUUGGCUUCAGCUGGGAUCAAUGUAGUGCUUACUGCUAGAGAUGAGAAAAGGGGCUUUGAAGCUUUGGAAACACUCAAAGCCUCAGGUCUAUCUGACCUUGUAGUUUUUCAUCAGCUAGAUGUGGCUGAUGCUCAAAGUGUUGCUUCUCUUGCAGAUUUUGUCAAAUCCAAAUUUGGGAAACUUGAUAUUCUGGUUAACAAUGCAGGGAUUGGUGGAAUGGAAAUCAAAGACAAGGAUUUAUUCUCUCUAGCAGUAAUCAAACGUGGGGCAUUAUCUGAAGAUGAUAGGAGAAAGGCAAUGACUCAAACAUAUGAGUUAGCUGAAGAAUGCUUGCAAAUAAAUUAUUAUGGUUCUAAAAGAACAGCCGAAUCCCUUCUUCCCCUCCUCCAGUUAUCUGAUUCUCCAAGAAUUGUGAAUGUAUCAUCCUUCAUGGGGAAGUUAGAGUUUGUAUCAAAUGAAUGGGCUAAAGGAGUCUUCAGUGAUGCUGAUAACCUUACAGAAGAGAGAGUGGAUGAAGUAUUGAAGCAAUUUCUCAAAGAUUUUAAAGAAGGGUCAUUAGACAGCAAAGGGUGGCCUAAGUCUUUUAGUGCCUAUGUUAUAUCUAAAGCUGCUAUGAAUGCCUAUACAAGAAUUCUUGCUAAGAAAUACCCUGCUAUCUGCAUCAAUAGUGUUGACCCUGGUUAUGUCAAGACAGAUAUAACAGCCAAUACUGGCUUCUUAACUGUUGAAAAAGGUGCUUCUAGUCCUGUGAGGCUAGCACUACUUCCCAAUGGUGCUCAAUCUGGACUCUUCUAUCAAAGGAGUGAAGUCUCUCGCUUGUGAUUACUUUUUUUGUUUAAUUUUUAAUCCUAAGGUAUAAGGGUUUUAUAAAAGUUAUGUUGUAGGAAAAGUGAUUGUGUAAUGUUAUAGAGAUUCGUUUUGCGUGCCGUAGUUUUUUUUUCUUCAAAAAAUGUGGGCCCCACGAAAUGUUAUGUGUGUAGAAAACUUUGUUGUGUCAUGUUAAAUGACAAAUGCAAACCCCAAGCUAUAAUAGUGACAUCUUUUGCCUUGU
Molecule: messenger RNA, 1293 nt
Organism: Gastrolobium bilobum
Lineage: Eukaryota; Viridiplantae; Streptophyta; Magnoliopsida; Fabales; Fabaceae
Product: (+)-neomenthol dehydrogenase-like
Exons: 5
Coding region: 177-1064 (295 amino acids)
Cellular component (GO): membrane
Molecular function (GO): oxidoreductase activity, acting on the CH-OH group of donors, NAD or NADP as acceptor
Source: RefSeq, a predicted model, not a curated record